Molecule: messenger RNA, 4957 nt
Organism: Drosophila innubila
Lineage: Eukaryota; Metazoa; Arthropoda; Insecta; Diptera; Drosophilidae
Gene: Sox102F
Product: transcription factor SOX-6
Exons: 5
Coding region: 137-3007 (956 amino acids)
Biological process (GO): cell fate commitment; regulation of transcription by RNA polymerase II
Cellular component (GO): nucleus
Molecular function (GO): RNA polymerase II cis-regulatory region sequence-specific DNA binding; DNA-binding transcription factor activity, RNA polymerase II-specific
Source: RefSeq, a predicted model, not a curated record
UAAUAAUAUAAAUAACAAUUAUAAUAAUACUAAUAAUAAUGAAAAUAACUAUUAUUAUGAGAGCGACGCCAACGGCUGUACUGUGAGGAACAUUGCCGAUUGCGACUUCGUUUGUAAUCCGAGAGCUAAAGUGGAGAUGGCUGACGAAGGAGAGGGAGAGGGAGAGAGUAUUAUGCGACUGGAUCGGGACAUGGGCUUGGGACUGGGUCUGGGUCUAGCUAUGGUACCAACUAGCGAUAGUGAGCUCACCGAUCUGGACAUCGACACAAGGAGCAUUAGUCCCACUGCGAAUUCCAAUGCUAGCGCCAAUGAAUCGGAUGUCGAUGAUGUCGAUGAUGUCGAACAUUCAGCCAGUUGCAGGCAACUUAUAAAAGCUACAAAAAAACGUAUUAGAAAAUCAUCAAAAUCCCGUCUGCUCAAAUCAAUAAGUCAAACUCAAGAGAUUCAGCGAUCUGCAGACUUUCUAAAUACAGAUUCAGUGAUGACGGAUACGAUAAGGCGAGAUUCUAAUAAGGAGGAUAUUAAAUUUAGCACAAUGAUAAUGCCGGAACUAGAUGCUAACCAACCGGAAGUUCUAUCACAGACGUUGAGCUCCGUCUACACGGAAGAUCAACCCAUGGAUGAGGUCGUACUCGAUAUAGAGAGACGCAUUAUUCAUAUGCCUUGUCGAAAUUCAGUUUCGCCUAUGAAUAAAUUGGACAAUGAAGAAUUUUUGCAAAAUCAACCAGAAUUAUCACCCGUUAUUGUUCCAUCCCAAAUAUCUGAGCAUUUUAGCAGACAAAUCAUUUCACAAAAUAGCCCAUUGAUAAAGCCAAUAAGAGAGCACAUCUCAUUGACAACUGGAAUACAAGUACAUCGAACAUACGAGAAGGAUCGUAAUGUUUCUGAAAUGAUUCGACACCUGCAGCUUAUACGAAGUCGAUUGAUCAGCCAGGCACAGUUCGACAGCAUGACGGACAUUGAGGCGAGCAUUCAGCAGCAGCAGCAGCAGCAACAGCAGCUGCAGAACGCACAGCGAGUGCACCACGAGAACUGUUUGCAGGAGCUGCAACAACAGCUGAGUGUUCAGUUUGGAACUGGCCGUUUUGGGGCAACACUCCGUCAGCAGCAGCAGCAGCAGCAACAGCAGCAGCAGCAACAGCAGCAGCAUCAACAGCAGCAACAACAUCUUCAGGAUGUGUCAGGAGUGCCCAGUAGUUUAGUACCGUUCCUGCCGUUCCUGCGUCCUCCUCCGGUGCCCAAUGCCGCACAGCAGCUGGCACACAUGGUUCCUGGUGGUCAUGUGGCACACCAACCGCUCUAUAGUCAUAAUCACAAUCACAGCCAUGCUCACACACACGCCCACGCCCACGCCCAUGCCCACGCCCACGCCCACGCCCACAAAAUGGCAAUGCAGCCCAUGUGGCCGACAGCGGCGGUUGCAGCGGCUCACAUUCAAGCAGCUCUUGCCGCAGCGGCCGUCGCAGCUACUACUACCACCAACAGUAACAAAAACAACAACAACAACAACAGCAGCAGCAGCAGCAGCAACAACAACAACAACAGCAACAACAGCAACAACAACAGCAACAACAGUAACAAUAGCAAUAAUAAUAUUAAUAAUAAUACAAAUAUAAUGUCUCCAAAUCCCGCGAAUGCCACUGAGGCAAUAGACGGCUCAAUUGAGACACUAGAGAUAAGAACUGCUAGCGACAUAGAGGAAAGAUCAUCGAGACCCGACUCGCCUGCGAUAUUAACGUACAGUCACAACACCCCGCCGGAUUCGCCACAGGGUCGCAAUCACAGCACUGAAGACAGCACCAUCUCAAUAAAUUUCCCAUCAUCACCGACGGACCCGAACAAGUCGCAAGUUCCGGGAUCCGAAAUGGAUGCACCACUAAACCUAUCAAAGCCGAAGGGUUCCCGCGGUUCGUCCCCAAUCAGCUCAUCCUUACGGGAUCGGGAUCGGGAUCGGGAUAGGGAUCGGGAUCAGCGGGAUCGCUUGACCCCAAUUGUGCCUAGCCCACCAUUGAACUGGCAACAAAUGGCCCAAACGGCAUCUGUCACAGUCCCAGUUCCAGUUCCAAACACGACCCUUCAGCAUCAGUCAUCGCCAUUGUUCACUGAUGUCGAGACAAGUUUUUUGCAAUCCCGUGGUCGUUUGUGGAACGCGGAAUGCAAUCCCAACUUGUCCAGCAGUACCGGCACUAGAGUCGGGAGUACUCGAGCCGGCAGAACGAGUCGCGAUUCGAUUAACAGCUGCGGUACCAGCUCGGAAAGGUCCACUAUACUGGAUCCCGACUGUCAUGUGUCAGUUUCGCAGGGACAAGUGGCGGGACAAGCGCAGGGACAGGGACAGGGACAGGGAUCGGGACAGCGACAGAGUCAUGUUCACAGUAAACCACAUAUAAAGAGGCCAAUGAAUGCGUUUAUGGUGUGGGCCAAGGAUGAGCGCAGGAAGAUAUUGAAAGCGUGCCCAGACAUGCACAAUUCAAAUAUAUCCAAGAUUUUGGGUGCUCGAUGGAAGGCAAUGUCCAACGCCGAUAAGCAACCAUAUUACGAGGAGCAAUCGCGUCUAUCUAAACUGCAUAUGGAACAGCAUCCCGACUACCGUUAUCGACCGCGUCCCAAGCGAACUUGCAUCGUCGAUGGCAAAAAGAUGCGAAUAUCCGAGUACAAGGUCCUUAUGCGUAAUCGUCGGGCCGAGAUGCGUCAGCUUUGGUGCCGAGGCGGCGGUCCGAGCACCUCGACCGCCGACUGUCCAACCGGUCAUGGGGGAGUUGGAGUGGGUCAGGAGGGAGCGGUACAGGCAGCGGCAGCGGCUGCUGCUGCCGCUUAUCAUUUGCAGGAGAUGAGCCAAGCGGUUGCCGCCGCCCGAGCCGAAGAUUGUGGAACGCCACCUCCAAAUAUAAAGAUAAAUGGACCCGGCGCCAGCAGUGGCUAUUAUUAUCCACCCGAGAGUCUGUCGCCAUCCGGAUUUUCAUCGGAGGAUAUGGAAAUGUCAUCACUGCGUGACGUUGACGACUAAUCGAAUAACGAAUAAGAUUCGCACUGAUUCAAUCCCAAUCCCAAUUCCUUUUUUAACUAAUUUCUCUCCCAAAAUUAAAAAAAAAAAAAAAAAAACUCUUCCAUUAUGUAAUCUUCCAUGGAGAAUAGUUAGAGACGUCCUCGUAUUCGUAAUUACGAGUAUCUUCAAAAGCCACAGCUAUCACUCGGGACAAGUUCUUUAGAGCUAUAGAUGGUGUAUUACCGAUCGGCGAGGAUAAAAAAAAACUGUUGCAACACUUUUUGGCUUUACUUUGUAAAUACUUAAACUAAAAUCAUAAUUUAGGCUAGCAUCUGUGUAUAGUUAUUUAAGUUUCAGUUCAAGUGCCAUUACUUACACAUACACACACACAUACUUACGAGGGUGGGCUAAUAAGUCAUUGAUAAGAAUGAAAGGAAAAUAAAUUCACAAUUCAAUUUAUACAAUGGUAUUACAAUAUUUUUAUGAUUUUCAAAUAGUAUCCACUUUUCCACUUUUCAUAUACUCAAUUUAUACGUAGCAUAUUUCGCAAAUUCUUUUCUUAGAAUGGUGUCAAAUGUGUACACUAUAAACCAUUUCACGAAUUCGAAUAUAACAUGAAAAGCGACUAAGAAUUCAGUCUUAUUUCAUGAAAGGAUCUUUUAUUGUAACUGGGUGGCAGUCCUAAAAUCUAAAAGCAUCAGAUAGUAAACAAUUAAAAUCGACACGAUAAUAACAAAAUAAAUAACAAAAUAAUUUUGAUUCUUCUAUUUCAAUUGCCACUUUUUUCAAGUUAUUCAGAUCUGUCAAAAUAUCCGUAGAAACGCAGUAUAUAACCAUUGUCAAAUUUAAUUUUGAUCUCAUCGUUUGAUUAAUGUUUUCAAAACAGAAAUCUAAUGACCGCUUGAUAUUUUAAAUUAAACAACAAUUUUAUUGAAAAUUAAUCAAAUCUUUUGAGGGAUUAUAGCUUGCUAAAAUCAAAAUAUUUGAGUUUUACUGUUAGGCGAAUGACUUAUCAGCCGACCCUCGUACAAUACAAAAUACACAUAGACGCAUAACGUUUAAUUUUGGAAAGAGUGUUUCGUAGUCGAUAAGAAUUGUUCGUUCGAACGAUCCCAAUUUUUGUGCCAUUCAUGCACCAAUGCCAUAGCAAAAUACGCAAUUGACUAGUAGGGUAGUUAGUAAUUUUGGAUGGAUACGUAUGUCCAAAUUUGUAACUGUAUCUGUAAUUGUAUUCGUACAUAUUUUUAUUAUUCUAACGUCAUACAUACAUAUGCACGUUUUCAACGAUCGACUGAAUAUCGAUCGAUCGAUAUUAACAAUUAAAAAACAAUAAAUACAACAAAAAUAUAUUAGAUAUACAUACAUUUACACAUACACGCAUACAAACAUACAUAUAUACUUAAGCUGUUCCCGAAAGUUCGGUUUUUCAAAUUUGCCCCCCAUUUAUUAUAUUUGUAUCACAAAAAUGCUGUCGAUUUUGUUGGAAUUUUUAAAUUCGAUAUUUUUUACUUACAAAUUUAUCGAUAGAAUAAAACGUGUUUAACGAGAGCAGCUUACAUAUACAUACAUAUAUACAUACGUAUCUAUGUAGAUAACAAUAUAGUUUUAGUAAUGGAUUAAAAUUCCCAUUUCCAAUAACCCAAUUAAAGUCUUUCAUUAAAAUAAGCCCAUACAUGUACGUAUGUAUGUGUAUGUACAUUUGCAAUGCUAAACAGUGUUAAUCCGUAACUCUGAUAUAGAUCGAUCCGAUCCUUAAAUAGAUCUGCUAGCGCAAAAUAUCCAAAUUAAUGAUUUAGUGUUGGCAAUAUGACACGGUGUUUUAUACUCUAUAAUUUGACAUACAUACAGACAUACACGCAUACACGAAACAUACAUAUAUUAUUAUAUUGAAUUUAUACUAUUGCGUAUGUAAAUAAUUAAAUAAAUAUAAAUGUGUAUGUACUUUAAAAGUACUUAAUAUCCGCUCACAUA